Molecule: messenger RNA, 2356 nt
Organism: Liolophura sinensis
Lineage: Eukaryota; Metazoa; Mollusca; Polyplacophora; Chitonida; Chitonidae
Product: solute carrier family 23 member 1-like
Exons: 12
Coding region: 407-2212 (601 amino acids)
Biological process (GO): transmembrane transport
Cellular component (GO): membrane
Molecular function (GO): transmembrane transporter activity
Source: RefSeq, a predicted model, not a curated record
GUAAAGAUGUAAUUGAAGUAAAAUGCUCUUUUUUUAAUUAUGUCACUGUAGUGGAGAUAUACAAAGACGCUUUAUGAACAAGUAUUAAUGGCUUAUUACAGAUUAAGAACUAUAACAGUGUUUCGUGGGCAAAAAAAGGAUUGUAUUUCUGUCCUCUGUCACGUGUGGUCCCUGACUUUGAUGCACGUCAGAGACGAUGUUAGGGAAGUAAAACAUACGUCCUGAAAUAGGAUCCGUGGCACUACAGGUAGCAACAAAACGAAGAGAUGGCCGAACUCGUGGUCCAUCCAUUUUCAGGGCUGUCACUCAGAAUCACACCUGGCGGAAGGAUAUCUGGUUUGAUCAGCUAAGUCCCAAUUGUGUACGAAAUUCUUGACGGAAGAGGGUCAUAGCUGAGAAGCCCAAUAUGCCUCAAGGCUCUAUAAACUUAACCCCCAUUGAAAGUACCGGGUCUGAGAGAAAACAGCAAAGCCAAGCCACGCAAGGCGUUGAUAAAGUCAACCUUAGUGAGUUAAAUGGAGGUGAUGAAGGUAGCACCUCCGACCUUCUGUACGGUGUUGAGGACAUUCCCCCUGUCCCUGUCACCAUCGUGUUCGCCAUACAGGUCGCUGUCAUCAACGUAUCUUUCUGUGUAACCAUGGCUGUGCUGAUUGCCGGAGUGUUAUGCGCAGAUGCGGAAACGAAAACAAAACUGACCAGUACCACACUUCUUAUGGCCGGCAUUGCUACAAUCCUCCAGACAACAUUUGGAGUCCGACUGCCGAUUUUCCAGGGACCAAAUGCGGUGUUUUUGGUGCCAAUUUUAAACAUGGCUAACUUUCCUGAGUGGCAGUGCCCAAGCAAUGCGACCUUAGGUACAGGGUACUUUAAUGAGUCGGGAUUGUCUGGCGUCGAUGGAGUUGAGAUUUUGUCGACAUCCACUCGCAUACAGAGGUUUGAGGGUAGUUUGUUGGUGGCUUCAGCUGUGCACAUAACUCUGGGAGCCAGUGGUCUGGUAGGCUAUGUGUCGCAUUUCAUUGGACCUUUGACCGUUGCACCAACCAUCGCUCUUAUUGGGGUAGUGAUCAUCGAUUCUGCCAUAGACCUCUCCUCCACGCAUUGGGGAAUAUCCAUAUUUACAAUGUUGGUGGUGGUCCUCAUGACCUCGUACCUGGAGCAUGUCAAGGUGCCCUUACCGGCUUGGACGCGGGACAAAGGUUGCCACGUUAGCCCUUACCCGGUUUUCCACGUCUACGCUCUAUGUGGAGCUGUGCUGUUGGGAUGGUUGCUGUCACUUCUGCUUACAGUGACUGGAAUGCUGACCGACAACAAAGAUAGUCCACAGUUCAGAGCUCGAACAGACGCUAGACUGGACGCCAUUUCAUCAGCAAACUGGUUUUACUUUCCUUAUCCAGGUCGGUUCGGUGGUCCGUCUUUCAGCUUGAACAUUUUUGUUGGGAUGGUCCUUUGCGUGUUCAUGUCCAUCAUAGAGUCCGUUGGUGAUUACAUCACAGCCAGCCGCAUUUGUGGUGUGCCGAUGCCGCCUACUCAUGCCAUAAACCGUGGAUUGCUUGUAGAGGGAAUAUGUAGCCUAAUAUCUGGGGUCUUGGGAGCGUCUCAUGCCACGACCUCAUACAGCGGCAUGAUCAGCGUCAUCGGACUGACCAAAGUCGGCAGUCGUCUUGUAUUCCAACUCGGAGGUUUCUGUGUGAUUUUACUGGCAAUCGUGGGCAAGUUCAGCGCCGUGUUCGUGUCUAUACCCGAUCCUGUUUUUGGAGGGUUAACGAUAGCCAGUAUCGCGACGCUGACCGGGGUGGGGAUUGCCUCAUUAAACACGGUCAACCUGUCCUUGUCCAGAAACUACGUCACCUUGGGCUUCUCACUCAUUUUGGGCAUUCUCUUGCCCAGAUGGGUUCAGGAUCAUCCCAGUGAUAUCGAUACAGGUUCAGUGGAAGUGGACCGGUUUCUCGUUGCAUUAAUUGGGAACUCGCCAUUUGUGGGAGGUUUUGUGGGAUUUUUCUUGGAUCUAACAUUGCCAGGAAAAAGAUCAACAUUUCAAGACAUACACCAAGAGAAGACACAGAAAGAAAGCAUAGUUUCGUCGGAAAAGUUUGCGGUAUACAACUUACCAUGGUUGCCUAGUCGAUGGUUCGCUGGGAAGUGGGCAAGAUUUGUUCCCAUUGUGCCGUCAUUUUACGACAACGAAAUAUAUCCAAUACAACAGAUAGAAUAACACUGGAUUGCUUUGGAAUUUUUAAUAUACUAAUUCCAGCAAGAGCUCAUACAAAGUUAGUGUACGUUUUUACCGCUGUUUCAUUCUAUUGUUAAUUUAAAAUAGUUGUGUAUAGUUCAUAUUGCAUCCUUGAAUUAAAACUUC